CAAUGCCUUAUUGUUGUGAUAUAUGUUCUUUGUUGUUCUUUGCUGUUUUUAGCCAUGAGUGAGAUUAACAUAUAUUUAUAGAUUUCUAUGUACUAUUUCAGAAUUUACAUUACAUUACAUGUCAUUUAGCUGAUGCUUUUAUCCAAAGCGACAAUAGAGGGUUAGGCUUAGGUUUGGAAUGAUUUUUUCAUUUGCUAAGAUAGUAUUUAUAUUGUAUUAAGUAAUUAGCCCUAUGUUUUUAUUCUCUGUACGAUCUCAUAUGUUACCCUUAAUUCAGUAAAAAUCUACUUAAUUUUACAACGAGGAGGUUGUAUGUGUUGUGGGUGUCUCUGAAGAAAUUGUGCAGCAGCAGCGGAGAGAAGAUAGUUAUUAUUAUUAUUAUUGUUAUUAUUAUUAUUAUUAUUAUGAUGUUAUUCAGCAAUUUAAGCAAGGAUGAUUUCUCCAUCCCGGAGACUUUCUAACAUGUCGUUUCAUCUUCUGGUCCAGCAGGUGGCGGUGACGCAUUAGCAACCCACACAUCCGGGUGUCGUAAAAUGGACUAAAGUUAAAUUAUAAAUUUAAGUUAUAUAUAUAUAUAUAUAUCAAUUAUAAUAACACACAUUUUCAGCAAAGGUUUUGUGGCAUUAAUCUACAAUCAUUAAUUACAUAGCGAGUGUAUAAACAUAUUUCAGAUGUAUUAAAUCUACGGUGGAACCGGUUGCCUAGCGACCGGUGGAAGUGUGUUGUCGGCUAGCGGCUAGCAGCUGGCUAGGCUGUCCGCUAAAACAUAUUUCAUAUGACUCGUAAAACAGCGUUUAAAUGCCGCUAAAAAGACGAGGGCCGUUGCAGCUCGUCCAGAGAGAAGUGGACGAACUCGAGAAGCAGGUCGACAGGCUGCUGCAGGACGUGCAGAGCCGGGCGGGAACCACCGACGAAGCGUUUCGGAGAUGUCAAGAAAUGCAGAUGUUGGCAGAGAAGACACAAAGGACCCUGAUGAAGCUGACUAAGGCGGACGAGCCGGCUCUGGGGAACUACGAGCGGAGGAAGCAGGAGGAGGAGACCCGGCUGCAGAGCAUCCUGAAGCGCGUGGACGGCCUCUCUCUGUAGCUCUCACCACCGGGAGCCAGCUCUGCUGCAGACGAUGAAUCACAGGAAGAUGAAGAAGACGAGGACGAAGACGAGGACGAGGACGAGGACAAAGACAGUAGCGACGAUGACGAUGAUGAGGAUGAGAAGCGGGCUGCAAAGCCUCCCUCUCCGUCAGAGCCUCUCAUCUACUCCGCCCUCAGCGACUUCACGGGAGAACAGGAAGGAGACCUGUCGGUUCAGAGAGGGGGGGUGCUGAGGAUCAUCAGAAAGACGGCAGACGGGUGGUGGCUAGCUCAGGAUGCUAACGGCAACCAAGGAGUCGUCCCCAAAACGUACCUGAAGAUCGGCUCCGGGGUGAAUGAUGAUGAUGAUGAGGAGGAAGAGGAGGAAGAGGAGGAGGAGGAGGAAGAGGAGGAGGACGAAGAAGAACUGAGCGCUGACGGGGAGAAACAAAGUUCUCCACAUUCCAACUGGAGCAGCGUGAGAAGAGCGCUGACGGAGAUUGAUGCAACAGACGUGCUCUCUGCCAUGGGGGCCAUACCCUCCGGAUUCAGACCGUCGUCGCUCACCAAGCUGCUGGUGGAGGAAGGUGUAACACACAGAGGGAGUCACUACGUCCAGCCCGAGCUCAGCCAAUCACAGCUCUCCUUUAGCGACCUCUUCUUGGAUCCGGACACCGGCAGGGUUCGAGCUCGGCAGGUGAGGACGUGUGUCUGCUUCAGUCUGGAGGGCUGCACGAGGAUUCCUUCUCCCGGGGUCGGAGUUCACGUCCUCAGCAGACACGUCCGCCUCUGCGCCUUCGACGGGUCUCAGGUGUUGAGUAACAUCCACACAGUGAGGGCGACCUACAACCCCAAGAACCCCAAGACCUGGAGCUUCUCUCCACGAAUGUCGGGCCUCUUGCCGGCCCUCCUGGACGGAGACUGUUUCCUCCGCUGCAACUCCCCGUCUCCCGACCUC
Messenger RNA from Gasterosteus aculeatus aculeatus (three-spined stickleback), 2028 nucleotides. The record is from RefSeq and is a predicted model, not a curated record. Lineage: Eukaryota; Metazoa; Chordata; Actinopteri; Perciformes; Gasterosteidae.